This is a messenger RNA of Aspergillus tanneri, 738 nucleotides long. RefSeq lists its product as uncharacterized. Bases 1 to 738 code for a protein of 245 amino acids. Gene Ontology annotation, molecular function: methyltransferase activity. The record is from RefSeq and is a predicted model, not a curated record. NCBI's taxonomy places the organism in Eukaryota, Fungi, Ascomycota, Eurotiomycetes, Eurotiales, Aspergillaceae. The transcript is spliced from 5 exons.
AUGGACGGAAACAUGUAUCAACAGGUGCAGUUCCGCUAUGGCGAUAUUGCUAGACGCUCUUCCGUCACUGGCACUCAACACGAUGGCGAAGAGCAGAUUGCCAUGGCCUUCGGCUACAGCGCAAAAGAGCUUUCUACUCUUCCAGAAAAAGCAAAUCUGGGUUUAAGCUGUGGCAAUCCUAUGGCAUAUGCGAAUAUAAAGGAGGGAGAGACAGUCAUCGACCUUGGUAGUGGAGGUGGCAUCGAUGUUAUUCUGGCAGCUCGUAAGGUCGGACCACAAGGGAAGGCCAUUGGAAUAGACAUGACAAAGGACAUGAUCGAACUGGCAAAAAACAACGCCAAGGCCGCUGACUUGUCUAAUACCUUGUUUAUCGAAGCAUCCAUCACCUCUAUUCCGCUUCCAGAUUCAACUAUUGACUGUAUCGUCAGUAACUGUGUCAUCAAUCUCGUUCCACGAAAGGACAAAGCGUCUGUAUUCCAGGAGAUUGCUCGUUUAUUGAAGCCUGGUGGAAGGGUUGCUAUCAGUGAUAUUCUGGCAAGGAAGGAGCUUCCGAGAAACAUCAUCGAUGAUAUGGCGCUCUAUGUGGGAUGUAUUGCAGGUGCCAGUCAAGUUGCCGAAUAUGAGGAGUAUCUCGAGCGCGCCGGAUUUAGAGACAUUUUGAUUCUCGAUGCGAAAGCAGAUCUUAACAUUUAUAAACAGUCACCCUACCUAGCUCAGGGUGGUUGCUUGGGUUGGUAA